ACGAGAGAAAGGGAGCGAGAGAGAGAGCGAGAAGAGCGCGAGCGAUGCAGGGUGAGAGAGGCGAGAGCGAAAAGAGAGAGAUCUGCUGAAGAAUUUUUUGUUUUUUUAUCCUUUUCGCGAUCAAUUAUUUCUGUUUCCUUUAAUUUUCUCAAACUUUUUUUUCCGUAUACAUUUUGAUUCGAUAUUGUUCAUCGUCUUCCUGCGAUUGAAUUUUAUUUCUUGCCUAUAUAUUUUUUUUCUCACAAUUGUUUUUUGGGAUUCCCUGAUCCCGGAAUCGGUAGAAUCCUAAACCUCUCGUCCUUGAUCAUGUCGCCGGCCUUCAAUUCCUCUUCUUCGUUCACGGCCCCUGCCGCUGGCAGGCCUGCCGGGCGCGGCCUCGCUUCCCCCUGGAGCCACGUCGUCCGCGUGGAGGCCGACGCGGCCACCACCGCUCCUUGGUUGUAUCCGCGUCCUGAGCCCGUAGAUCGUUCCUUGCCCUCCGAUCUCGCCCCCGAGAGCUCGUCCUCGUCCUCGAUCGCCUCCCUCCGGCCGCUCGAGGCGGUAGCCGAGGAGCAGGGGAGCGGCGGCAAUGCGGCUGGAAAGAAGGCUUGGAAUGUCCUGAGCAACGGGGAUAGCGAGGGGGGCGCCGUGAUGGGAGCCACUUGGCCUGAGCUUUCCGAGUCCGCCAAGUCCAUAGCCAAACCGACCUCCUCCUCGGAACCCUCCUUGGUUGUUCCUGAUGGAUCGGACACUACUCACGAGGUCCCUCUGAUGGCUCCUCCGAAGGCAACUUCUAACAAUCCUAACCCUAAUUCUAAUCGAAGCCCGGAGAUUCCCGCUCGUCAGAAAUCCAUUCCUAAAAGUAAUUCCAUCAAGAGGGGCGGCAGCAGCAGCAGUGGUUCCCAGGCUAAUGGAUCACCAUCGCAUCAACAAUCCCCCACGCCAGAGAUCACUCCGAUUGCUUUGGAAGAGGGCUCGGGUUCUUCUCCCAACGGUCUCAGCAAGGGCAGCAACUGGGAGCCCAAUAGGAAUGGUGGAUUGACGACACAACACCACGGUGAGGAUGAUCACCGUGGGGGGUUCAACAGAAGCCGACGAGGAAAUAAUAAUGGUGGCGGGGGCUUCCAUCAAGGAGGUGUUAGCUGGAAUUCUGCUCGAGGUUUUAAUAACAGAGAUCAACUAAUGCCCAUGCCUAUGCCAUUGGUUCAGCAGAGGGGUUACUCGCAGUCGUUUGUUCAACAACCACCGCCUCCUCCUCCGGUUCCAUUCAUCGGAAUGCCUCCCCUUGUCCGGCCUAUUGUUACUCCAAUAGUCUAUCCAGGUUCUUCUCUUUCAGAUGUUCCUCAUGUCUAUGGUAUGCCCCCUCCACCACCAAUUGAUCCACUGAGGAAUGCGCCCUUUAUUCAUCAUCAAGCCCCACCGGCUAUACCUUCUACUGUGUACAUAGCCCCGGUGGAACAUUUUCGCAGCAUGAUACUCCAGCAAAUAGAAUAUUACUUCAGUUUUGAUAACUUGCUGAAGGACACUUAUUUGAGACAGAAAAUGGAUGACCAGGGAUGGGUUCCCAUCUCCCUGAUUGCAGGGUUUAAUCGCGUUAAACAAUUAACAAACGACAUACCAUUUAUAUUGGAGUCGCUUCGAGGUUCAACUGUUGUGGAAAUACAGGGUGAGAAAAUAAGGCGACGAAAUGAUUGGAUCAUUUGGAUUCUUCCUUCAACACCACACCAACAUGGCAUUGUUUCUCGCCCUCAUUAUACAUCUAGCGUUGAUUUAAUUCUGGCUCAUGUGCAGAACCUUGGAUUAUCUGAGAGGGGUUCUAGUUCUCGACUCAACAAUAUUAGUCGUCCGAUCGGUAUGGGGUUUGGUAGAACAGUGUCUGAGAAUUUGAAUACCCAAAGACGUGAUGGAGCUUCUGUGAAUGCGAUUAACAAAGUUUCAAGCAGAUCAAUUGCCAGUUAGGAGAAAGUAUUUGUUGGAGCAUUCUCCUCGCAACAACAUUUAUCUCUCUCGAAGGUUACCUAAUAAAGUCCCCCAAAAAACACAAAAAAAUUAAAAUAAAUAAAAAUUUCAAACGGGAGCAAAUAAAACUACUGUGGGUAGAUUCAUUGUCGUUGGAUUUCAUGGAAUUUGGUAUGCUUUGAGCAGAUUUGGACUAAAAGGGAUAGCUGGAUUUCUAUCAAACUACCUUCAUCAACUUUUGUUUUUAUGAUUAGCCAAUAAUUUUGCUUAUUUGAUAAAUAAUUCAACACAGGUUCACAAAACUGUUUAUGUGAACUAGUCUGGAAUAAAGUGUUGUUUGGACAUGUUUAUCUAUUUAGACAUUUAUUUAUUCAUGGAUUAUUA
Zingiber officinale is the source of this 2322-nucleotide messenger RNA. Its product is annotated as la-related protein 1B-like. Bases 307 to 1938 code for a protein of 543 amino acids. The transcript has 5 exons. Gene Ontology annotation, molecular function: RNA binding. The record is from RefSeq and is a predicted model, not a curated record. NCBI's taxonomy places the organism in Eukaryota, Viridiplantae, Streptophyta, Magnoliopsida, Zingiberales, Zingiberaceae.